UAGAUUAGAGGACACACGAAAACAACAGUGUCUUUAGGCAAGCGAAUCCUGCAACGGUCCACAAAAGCAACAUAGGCAUACAAGAAAGGAAAAAAGCAAAAAAAAGUUGUAAGACACUGGUAUGGCGUGCCUGUUUGAUCACUGAGAACGAAAGAGAAAGUUUAGAGACAGAGUAUUUUCAGGGAGUGGUAAAGUUAGAAACACAACCCAUCAAUUAUCACUUUUCUCUUUUCUGUGUUUUUCUUUUAAAAUAAAAAUUCUUUUGGGUGUUGUAAUUUUCUUAAUAAAAAAUAAAAGAAAUAAAGAGACACCCAUCAUUUCUCUCUGCAAGUUUGUGUUGAGUGGUUCCCUUGAUGCUUGACAUCGGAGCUCCGUCCAAUCAUUCUGGACGCUCGUGGACUCUAAAAUAAGAGGUAGGGAGAUGGGGUUUCAAGGAAGUCACAAAAUUCUGCUGUUUGUGGUGGUGAGUUGGUAGGUCUUUCUGGGGGUUCAGUGUUAUAUAGAAGCCCUAUUUCAUGCUUACUUGCGGUUUUUGUGGUUUAAUUGUUUAUGGGGCGUUGUCUAGGACUUGAUCUAUAGUUAGAUAUGAAGGAGUCAAGGAAUCUCUUGGUCUCUACUUCACGGAUUUGACUGCAUUUUGUGCCUUUCUAUGGGAGAUAUUGGUGAGCUUUAAUUUAAAUUAUUUAGGAAAAAGAUUUCAAAUUUCUGUCUUUGAGGCUGGUUUUCUGUGUUUCUGUAAAGUUCAUAGUCGUUUCAUCUGCUUCCUAGCUGCUACGGGCAAGUAAAACUCAGCUUUGGUUUUCCAUGUUCUGUGUUCUCUUGUGGAAUUGACAGUUUGGUAACAUUUGUUUUGAUUUGAAGUUCUUGACCCUCAUUUUUUUAGAAAAUGAUUUUUUUCUCUACCAUUUUGAAGAACAAUUAAUUAGUUGCUUUUGGAGUCCCUCCAUGUUUUUACAUGCCAUAUCUUCAUCGAAUUAUGCUAUAAAUUCUUGUUAAAUAUGGCUGAAAUUAGACUUACCAAGGUAGAACAGGGUCAAACCAAAAUCAGAAAUGUUCCAAUUGCUGUGACCCCGGAAGGUUUUUGGUGUUGCCCCUCGCCUGUUGUUUUCCAAAAGACUCUCAAAGCUCAAAACCCUCUAAACAAACCCAAAUCCUCACCCCCACCACCCACCAAGACCUCUGUUCAGAAGAAGCAGGCCCCAAUGACUGAGAGAAAACCGACUUCCACUCCAUCAAGGCCAGGAGUUGUUUCUGAUGAUCAAAGAACUUUUGCUUCUGAUGCCCCUGCUCUAAGUGCAUUGGUUAAUGAGAGGGCCCCAAGGCCCAAGAUCGAAAAUUUACCUAGGAAGGUGGCAAUCGAGUUUGGUGAACCUGGAACCAGUGAUAUGAAAGUGAUCUUAAUGGGAAAGCAGGGGUUUUAUGUGAAGUUGAGUGUUCACAAGAACGUUCUCAUGGAAAAUAGCAGUUUUUUUGCAGACAAACUUUCUGAAGAACAGUCUAAUUUGUCCUGUCUUGAAAUCGAGGAUUGUGAAGACAUUGAAAUUUAUGUUGAAACGGUGGGAUUGAUGUAUUGUAAAGAAACCAAGCAACGGUUGAUCAAACAAAGUGUCUCACGGGUACUUCGUAUUCUCAAGGUUGCAGAGCUACUUGGCUUCAACUCAUGCAUGCAAUCAUGUUUGGAGUAUUUAGAGGCAGUCCCUUGGGUUGGUGAAGAAGAAGAAGAAAAGGUGGUUUCUUCGGUUCUGCAACUCCAGGUAGAGGGUAUUGGGGUCACCCCAGUACUGAAACGAGUCUCUUCUGAAGUCAGUAACUGCCCGAAGGACACACUCUUCCACAUAAUGGAACUGGUUCUAAAGAGUAGUGAGGAGAGAGGCCGACGUGAGAUGAAAUCUAUAGUCCUGAAGCUCCUUCGAGAAAAUAGCAGUGUCCCCAGCUAUGCGGGUUCAGCUGACAUCUGCAAUGAAACUAUUUAUAGCUCAUGCAGAAGCUGCUUGGAUUCAUUAUUAUCUAUGUUCAGGCAAGCUGCUGAACCAGGGUUUACUGAUAAACCCAUGGAAAACAAAGAACCUGUGUUGAAGCAGAUAACUUUGGAGGCUGAUAACCUCUCAUGGUUACUUGAAAUUUUAGCUGACAGGCAAGCAGCAGAUGAGUUUGCAGUGAUGUGGGCUAGCCAGCAAGAGUUAGCAACCCUACAUACAAAGCUUCCUGUUGUCUCUCGCCACCAUGUUAGCUGCAUUACGGCAAGGCUAUUUGUUGGAAUAGGAAGGGGGGAGCUGCUACCGUCAAAAGACACCCGUCAGUUGUUGUUACAGACCUGGUUGCAGCCUUUGAUCAAUGACUACAGCUGGUUACAACAUGGGUGUAGGUCAUUUGACAGGAAGGUUGUAGAGGAAGGAAUUGGUAGGACAAUCCUGACACUGCCUCUAGAGGAUCAGCAGAGUAUUUUGCUUGCUUGGUUGGGCAGUUUUCUAAAGGCUGGUGAUAACUGCCCAAAUCUUCAGAGGGCCUUUGAGGUCUGGUGGCGGAGAACUUUCGUUAGACCUUAUGUUGAACCCCAAGGAAAUCUAAUGUAGUCAGAUAGCUCAAUGACUUCAUGAUGGGUGGCUAAAAGCAUAUCACUGUGUGUUGCAACUUGCAAGUAAUGAUAUGUAUAAAUUUAAUAGGGAUGAUCUUUCACAAUGAGGAGGAGUUCCAUCUCUACUUGAAAGGCAACAGAAAAAGAGAAGAAGAAAUGUUGACGGGAGAAGUUCACAGAGUUGACAUGGAGAUGGGAACAGUGACAUGACUUGGGUUUGAAUCCUUCCCCUGAAUGUUCUUGACGGUAAGGUAAUACAGAAAGGGAAAGAAAAUGAACUUCUUGUGGAUUGAUGAAUGUGGGUUGAUUGCUUGAUGUAGAAAUACUUGAAAGAAAUGUAUUAUGGAGUUGAGGCUUUGUGUGAAUUUAAUUUUACUCCGAUAUUUUUACUGGUAAAAGCUAGAAAUGCAUUUUGAA
Messenger RNA from Vitis vinifera (wine grape), 2992 nucleotides. Its product is annotated as BTB/POZ domain-containing protein At3g50780. The coding region runs from base 999 to 2573 and encodes 524 amino acids. Gene Ontology annotation, molecular function: protein binding. Lineage: Eukaryota; Viridiplantae; Streptophyta; Magnoliopsida; Vitales; Vitaceae. The transcript has 2 exons. The record is from RefSeq and is a predicted model, not a curated record.